AUGUCAACCGAUAGCUCGAAUAGCGAUAGCGACGGGGACCAAAGGCAAAAUGAUGAAGAUCGGCCAAACUCGGCACAUUCUUCAAAAAGUUCUACUCCAUCGGAAAGGUCACCACAAAGUCGUAAACAAGUGCCGAUUAGCAGCGAUGAAGAAUCAGUUCCUUCUCACCGUUCACCUUCAAACUCUCCAGACAAUGAUCAUAUUUCUCCAACCAAAAAACGUGUAAUUGAAACAUCGGACGAAGAGGACGAUGUUGAGCCUAAACAAUCGCAAGAUUCACAAUUGUUCGGAGAUGAUAUGUCUUCAUCAAAUUCUGAGGCUGAUAACAACGAUCUGGAAGAGGGAAGGGAACAAGACCACGAAGGCACACCACCAGAUGGUGAAGAAGAGGAUAAAACUCCAGCAGUCAUCCAGGCCGUUUCUUCUAAAACGGACAUAGAUCUGGGAGAGAAGGCAAAGGCUUUCGACCCUGAAGAUUUCUCCGACAGCGAAGAGGAGUUAGCAGACGAAGAAGGACGACAAAGGCUCAAACUCAAGCUAGAAAAUACAAUUCGUUGGAGGAAAGUGGCCAAAGAAGAUGGUACGGAACAGUAUGAAAGCAACUCAAAGAUUGUCAAAUGGUCGGACGGAACCAUGUCACUUUAUCUUGGUGGUGAGAUUUUCGACAUUGAAAUGCGCCCGAUGCUUGACCACAAUCAUCUUUAUCUUCGUCAAGGUGCUGGAUUGAUUGGACAAGGAGUAUUUGAUGAGCGAUGUACUUUCAGACCUCAUUCAACAGAUUCGAAGACUCACAGAAAGGUUACUAUGUCGAUGGCAGAACGCACGCGGAAGGGUGCUCAGAUCAAGAUGAUUGCUGAUUCUGGAUUGAACCCAGAAAAGAUCCGACAGGAAACCGUCCGCAAGGAAGAAGAACGGCACGAGGUCGUCGUGAGCGCGACUUUCGAACUUAUCAUGGGGAAGAGGAUGAUUAUGAUCCUGAAUCGCUUUCUUCUAUUAAACGACGAUAUCAAGACGCCCCAACUAUUGGACCUAGAGAGUGAGAGUGAAACCGAAUCUAAUCGCGGAGACAACCAAAAUAAUUCUUCGGAUUCAGAUGCGGAAUUCCGACGCAACAAAGCUCAACGGAAGAAAAUGAUUGUCGAUGACGACAGCGAU
Mesorhabditis belari is the source of this 1155-nucleotide messenger RNA. NCBI's taxonomy places the organism in Eukaryota, Metazoa, Nematoda, Chromadorea, Rhabditida, Rhabditidae. The record is from the annotation of a GenBank genome assembly.